This is a messenger RNA of Myiozetetes cayanensis, 2911 nucleotides long. RefSeq names its product niban apoptosis regulator 2 (gene NIBAN2). The record is from RefSeq and is a predicted model, not a curated record. NCBI's taxonomy places the organism in Eukaryota, Metazoa, Chordata, Aves, Passeriformes, Tyrannidae. The transcript is spliced from 14 exons. Bases 31 to 2901 code for a protein of 956 amino acids.
GCCGCCCGGCCCGGCCCGGCUCCGCUCGCCAUGGGAGAUGUGGUCUCCACGCACCUGGACGAGGGUCGCCGCCAGCACAUCGCGGAGAAGACAGGGAAGGUGCUGGGGGAGUUCUGCAGGUGCUACAAGGAGCAGUACGGGGUAGCUCUGUUCAACAGCGUCCGCUAUGAGAUCGAGGGCAACGGGGGCCCGCAGGCUCAGCUGCUGCACCGCAAGGUCCCACUGGAGGACCAUGUCAUCUACUCAGGCAACAUCUUCCAGUACAUCGAGGACAACAAGAAGUGGAGGAACCGCUUCUGCGUGGUGCCGCACAACUAUGGCCUGGUCCUCUACGAGAACAAACUGGCCUACGAGCGGGAGCUGCCGCCCCGCGUGCUGGUCAACAGUGCCGGCUACAAAGUCCUCACCUCCGUGGACCAGUACCUGGAGCUGGUGAACAACAGCCUGCCUGGUGUGACCCCCAAAUCGGGGCACUCGCCCAUCCUGAAGUGCCCCACGGAUUUCCCCCUCAUCCUCUGGCACCCCUAUGCCAGGCACUACUAUUUCUGUGUCAUGACGGGCAAGGAGCAGGACAAGUGGCGCGCGGUGUUCCAGGACUGCGUCCGGCACUGCAACAACGGGAUCUCUGAGGACUCCAAGGUGGAGGCUCCAGCCUUCACGGACGCCGUGCGGAUGUACCGGCAGUCCAAGGAGCAGUACGGCACCUGGGACAUGCUGUGCGGGAACGAGACACAGGUCCUGAGCAACCUGGUGAUGGAGGAGCUGCUCCCCGAGCUCAGGAGCGCCAUCGGCCCGCGGCUGAAGGGGAAGGCUCCGGAGCGCCAGCGGACCUGGAUCCAGAUCUCAGAUGCCGUGUACAGGAUGGUCUAUGAGCAGACCCACGCCCAGUACGAGGCUGCCAUGGCGCGGUGCGAGCAGGAGCGGCCCCAGCUGGAGAGCACCAUCCGCACGGACAUGGACCAGAUCAUCACCUCCAAGGAGCACCUGGCCAGCAAGAUCCGAGCCUUCGUGCUGCCCAAAGCAGAGGUCUGUGUCAGAAACCACGUCCAGCCCUACAUCUCCUCCAUCCUGGAGGCCCUGAUGACCCCCACGAGCCAGGGCUUUGCCGAGGUGAGGGAGGUGUUCUUCAAGGAGGUGACAGAUAUGAACAUGAACGUUGUCAACGAGGGUGGCCUGGAGAAGCUGGCAGAGUACAUGGAGAAGCUGUCCCACCUGGCCUUCCACCCCGUGAAGAUGCAGUCGUGCUACGAGAAGAUGGACCAGCUGAAACUGGAGGGUCUCCAGCAGCGAUUCGAUGUCUCCAGCACAUCUGUCUUCAAGCAGAGGGCCCAGAUCCACAUGAGACAGCAAAUGGAUGAUGCCGUGCACACCUUCGAGACGCUGCUGCACCAGGAGCUGGGGAAGCUGCAGGGCAAGGACGAGCUGUGCAAGUCCAUCCAGCGCAUCCUCGAGAGGGUGCUCAAGAAAUUUGACUACGACAGCAGCACUGUGAGGAAGAAGUUCUUCAGGGAGGCCCUGCUGCAGAUCACCAUCCCCUUCCUGCUGAAGAAGCUGGCACCCACCUGCAAGGGGGAACUGGCCAAGUUUCAGGAGCUGAUCUUUGAGGACUUUGCCAGCUUCAUCCUGGUGGAGAACACCUACGAGGAGGUGGUGCUGCAGUCGGUCAUGAAAGACAUCAUGCAAGCCGUGAAGGAGGCGGCGGUGCAGAGGAAGCACAACCUGUACCGGGACAGCAUGGUCAUGCACAACAGCGACCCCAACCUGCACCUGCUGGGCGAGGGCAUCCCCAUCGACUGGGGCGAGGAGUACCCGGGGCAGCCCGAGCCCGAGCCGGCCGGGCAGGGCGACCGGCGCCGCAGGGCCAAGCAGGUGGUGUCGGUGAUCCAGGACGACGAGGGGGCCCUGCCCUACGAGAUGGGCAGCGAGGCGCUGCUGCAGCCCCGCUCCCCUGAGCUGCAGGAUCCCGGAGCGCCCCGCGGCUCCCCGGAUGGGGUGAGGGAGAUCCGGGAGGCGCUGGCACAGGAGAGCCUCGGGGACGGCGCCGGGCGGGAGGAGGAGGAGGAGGAGGAGCAGCUGACGAACGGCAGAGAGAGCGGUGCCAGCGAGGAGGGGGUGGCAGGGUCUGUGCCAGGGGAUGUCACCCCCCGGCGUCCUGCCAGGGAAGGGGACGGGGUGCACCGCCCCUCAUCGGCAUCACCGGGAGCCGAGGCCCCGUCUGGGGCUGGGAUGAGACGUGCUGCACCAGCACCGCCUGUGCCCGGAGCUGAGGGCACACCAGGGGCUGGGGGGCGACGUGCCACACCAACAUCACCUGCCCCUGGAGCUGACGUCCCAUCAGGGGCUGGGGAACAACGUUCUGCACCAACAUCUCCUGUCCCUGGAGCUCAGAUCCCAUCAGGGGCUGGGGAACAGCGUCCUGCACCAGCAUCUCCUGUGCCCAGGGCUGAUGUCCCAUCAGGGGCUGGGGAACCAGCAUCUCCUGUCCCUGCACCAGCAUCUCCUGUGCCCAGGGCUGAUGUCCCAUCAGGGGCUGUUGUGCCACAGGCCACGCCAAGAUCAUCCUUGCUGUCAUCCCCUGUGCCCGGAGCCGAUGUCCCCUCAGGGGCUGAGGUGCCACAGGCCACACCAAGGUCAUCCGUGCCGGCAUCACCUGGAGUCAACGUCCCACCGGAGCCCAGCCUGCACCACGCUGCACCAGCAUCCCCCAAAGCCCGGGCCGAUGUGCCAGCAGAGGUGCCCCACGUCACACCAGCAUCAUCACCUGCCCCCGGAGCCGAGGGUGCCGGGACAGCGUGUCACCAGCCCAGCGACCAGGAGACGGGCGAGGAUGUGGCCCCUCCAGGCCCCCCGCAGCCCACGGGCACCACAGAGAGCGGUGAGGGGGUGCAGACUGAGUUCUAGCCCUGCUGUG